Molecule: messenger RNA, 3204 nt
Organism: Dromiciops gliroides (monito del monte)
Lineage: Eukaryota; Metazoa; Chordata; Mammalia; Microbiotheria; Microbiotheriidae
Gene: FYTTD1
Product: forty-two-three domain containing 1
Exons: 9
Coding region: 135-1085 (316 amino acids)
Biological process (GO): mRNA export from nucleus
Molecular function (GO): mRNA binding
Source: RefSeq, a predicted model, not a curated record
GGGUGGGAGGGUAAGGACGCCACCGCGCUUGCGCGCUUCUUCUGCUUUACUUGUUUCAGUCAGUCUGUGGGAGGUGGCCGGGUCGAGACGCAGGCCUUCCCCAGUAGCAAGUUCCUGUGAAGACACUUAGAGAGAUGAACGGGUUCGGCGUCGGGAUGGCGGCCGGGGUGGCGACUCCACCGCCGUUGAAGACCAGCAGCCACGAAAACCUCGAUAAGAUUGAUAUGUCUCUGGAUGAUAUCAUCAAAUUGAAUAAGAAGGAAGAAAGAAAGCAGAAUUUUCCAAAAUUGAAUAGAAGACUUAAACAUACUGGUACCCGGCAAUUCAGGAUGAGAGUAGCCAGAUGGGGACUACACCAACAGACUGGUUUUGGCAAAAAUGGUUUGGGCCGCAGAGGAAGAAUGGGCCCUGGAAAGAGACGUUCGUAUGGAGUUAUCACUGGCCUGGCAGCUCGGAAAGCAAAUGGGGUUCGUAAAGGAAUUAGCCCUAUCAUUCGACCACCUUUAAUUGAGAAGAACAUACAGCGAUAUUAUCCAAUGUUAAAAAGGAAGACAAACCUUCAGAGGCAAAAUGACAUGCAGAGGAAAUCAAUCCCAGUUCUCAGGAGGCCUAACCAGUUAAGCAGAAGGAAUAAUGUUCCAGUCAAUUUCACCAGGAGUGGGACUAAAUUAAAUCAGCAAAAAGACACACGCCAGGCAACCUUUCUUUUCAGAAGAGGCCUAAAGGUUCAGGCCCAGAUGCACCCAGGACAACUAUCAGACAAACCAACAGCUAAGAGAACUCGUCAAUGGCGAACUUCUACCACAAAUGGAGGGAUUUUGACUGUAUCCAUUGAUAAUCCUGGAGCAAUUCAUCCUUCAGUAGCUCAGAGACCCCGUUUAACUCGUACUCCUAUACCAUCAUUUCUGAUGAAAAGGGAUCACCCUGAAGAGAAGAAGAUUCCUAAAGGAGUUCCCUUACAAUUUGACAUAAACAGUGUUGGAAAGCAGACGGGGAUGACUUUGAAUGAGCGAUUUGGAAUCCUGAAGGAACAAAGAAUUGCUCUCACUCAGAACAAAGGAAGCCGAUUUGUGACUGUGGGAUAGAUUGUCAAGGGGACAUUUGAGUGACAACUACUUGUUUUGAAAAGUUGAGUUGACAGAAGACAGUAUGUCCCAGAAAUUCCAUGGAACUUUGUUUCGAUACUGACAAAUCUAAAUAACUUUUACUGCUUUUACUUUGGAAUAGUAUUUUUUUUUUAAUGUAUGAAGUAAUCCCCUGAGAGAACACCGGGGAAAUCCUGAUACGUUCUUAAAGGUGUCAUUUUUGGUCUGACAGAAAAUUCUACAUGGACUUAAUUGGAUGAUAAAGAGCUAGCAUCCUUCUAUGGUUCCUCAUGCACCAUACAUGCAACAGACUUGUAGAAGUUAAUUAUUUUUAUGAUAGUGCUAUUUGGUAUCUUUUUUUUCCUUCACCCAUUCAGAUUGCAUAGACAUGUCCAUUGUAAAUCAUUUUAAAGAGGUAUGAGUGUAUCAUACUUUUUUGAUUGGCAAUUGACAUGAAUGGAUUUCAUCAGCAGGAGUACAAAAACAUUCAUCAAGAAAUUUAGUUUCAAUGUUUGCAUGUGUGUACCUGAAGCCUCUUGUAAACCUAAUUGAGGUAUUUUUUUUAGACAAUGGGUCCAUAACAGAAGGUAAAUUUCCCAGUAUAGCUUUUUACUUUUCUAGAAUAAGUCUGUAGUGACUAUAUUUUAGCAAGAGAUUUGACUCCUGGCAGUAGUCUCGGUGUGUUUAAAGGUUGUAAAUGCAUGUUUGCAUAAUUACCUAUAGUAACCUUGGGGGAGAAUAACUACUAUAAAAAUUCCCACUUUUAAGUUUUUAUCAAAUGAAGGAGAUGAAAAGGGAAAUAAUUUAAGGAAUGGCUAGUCAAAGAAAGCUUCACUUCUAGGUCAUAUAUAUUGACUAGCCUGCCCUUAGGCCUAACCUGGUGUUUAAAUCAUAUUUUAAAACAGUUCACAGAAAUUGAAUCUACCUUUUUUUAGAACUCUCAGCAGUACAGUUAACAUCCAUAAGGUUACUGAGCUCUCCCAUCUGGGAUGUUUAAAUUUUACAUUCAUUAAACACACUGGGAAAAAAUGUUGGUGACCCCUUAAAAAGAAAACAGCUUUUGUAAAUUUAAACUUGUCAAAUAGGAAAAAGAAGACAUAGUAAACAGGGUGAGCUGUAACCUUGUUUUAUACUUGUGACCAACUUCACAUUAAUGGAGUGAUUUUGAGACACAGAGAGAAAUGGUCAUUUUAUUUGGGUUUUAAGGGGUCUGUGCUUGAGGGAUCUUAGAUGGUUGUGUACCAUGAGUGGUCUGAUGCCAAAAUACAGAGGAACAUUUCAUCUACAGGUCUUUUCAUUUCUAAACCUGACUAUUUUGAUGUGCCAUGUCAUGUUUAAAAGGAAAAAAAAAGGAUGAUAGGGAUUUUACAUCACAUUAAGAGUAUUGGCUUUAUUUUCCUAUUAAAAGAAAAUAUUCCCCCCAUCCCAUCUCCUCAGUUUUUCCAGUUACCCCCCCCCCCCCCAUCUCUUGCCCCUUCUGGAUUUUUUCCUUGGUCUCUUCAAAAGCCUAGUGGUAGAAAAGCUAUCAAUGCCAUUUAUGUGCAUAUACCAAAGAAGUCAAAUCUGAAUGAGAGGAACUUCCAGGUUUAUACUGAUAAAGAAUUAUAGGGAGUUAGCCACAGAAUCCAAAAGUAAAUUAAAAUUGCUCUUAGGGCAUUUAUGCUUCUAACAGAGACCAGGAACCCAUUUCAAAUCAUUUUCAUAGAUACAAAGUUUAUGGUCAAUCCAGGAAUAAUGGGAUUUAAACUGAGGAUGGUCCAGCUUGAUUGAUGGCUUUAAAAAAAGAUAAAACCAAAACCUGAGUACAAGUUUGCUACCAUAAUCUUUUGUGGAAAAGAUUAGAUUGAAAGGGGAAUAAAGUUUAUUUUAAUUUUUCUAUUGCAUUAGUCUUGGAAACGAAUCUACAAAAGUAAUAUAGGUGAUGUUUUAUUUUGAAAUCCCUAAUUAGAUAGUGACAUUAAAUACAACAAGCAACAGGACUGGUUUUGGUUUCUCAAGCUUUUUGUCCUAAUGCUUCUAUAACAUUAUUCAACCUAAAGUUUUCUUUUAAAAAACAAAUUUGCAUUUGCUACAACUAAGUUGAAAUUCUUGACUUUUAACAAACAUAGAAAAUGGUCAG